AUGGAUGCCAACAACAAAAAACCUAGAAAAAACAACAAUCUCCCACAAUCAACAGUGAUCACACCAACACCAGUAGCACAACCCACCGCAGUCAAACCUUCUCUCUUACCUGUCUCAACCAGCCAAGUCACACCACUUACCGAUCCUCCCCCAAAAGCACUCAAGUCACAGAUAAGCAUUGCCCCCCCAGGUUUUGAAGAUCCGAACGACGUGAUCAUAGAGGACGAAACGUCCAUGGAAGAAAGGGCACAGGAUUCCCCAUCCCCCCCACAGAUUCAGAGCAACAUCUCGGCGUUGUCUCAAAGAUUCACACCACAACAGCUGCUGACGGCUUCGGCCGUCAUGAAGGCAAUGGCUGAACUGUCCUCAAGGAGGACAGAGGGAAAUCAGAUCGUGGUUACCGGCAGUCGCCCGGUGAAAACCCGGGUAGAAGAAAAAGGCAUAGCUCUCGGCGCAGAGAAAAGGUCCACUAGACGUCGGGAGUCGGUGUCAGAACAAGAAGGGUCGAUUCCUGCUGGUAGGGAAUCGACACCGUACCACGAGGAGCACAUCGUACAGUCUCCACAGCCGGGUUGGAAUAGAUAUGAAGGAUAUCUACCUCAUCAGGAGCCGAUGAGGCAAACCAUACACCCCAAAGACUCCCCACUAUGCAGGGGUAUACUGGAGCAACCUAUGGAGAAAGUAAAGAUGCCGACGUGCAAAUACAACGGAACCACAGACCCCGUAAAUCAUUCCACCGCUUUCGAACAACACAUGAUGCUGUAUUCUGACUCAGAUGCCAUGUGGUGCAAAGUGUUCCAAACCACCUUAUCAGGGGUGGCAGCCGAUUGGUAUAAGAAGUUGCCGGCUGGAUCGAUAUUCAGUUUUCGGCAGAUACAAAAGGACUUUGUGAGGCGAUUCAUUAGCAAGGUUGAACGAAAGAAAACAUCUGGAGAGCUGAUGUCAAUCUCACAAAGGCCGAAAGAACCGCUGAGAGAGUACCUUACUCGGUUUAACAACGAAUCCAUCACCAUACCAGAUUUACAGCAGGAAAUAGCCGUCUUGGCUCUGUUGAGAGGGAUGCAAGAAUGCGAGUUCAAAAGGUACCUGGGAAGAAAAUCAUUUACCUCGCUGGGGGAGGCCUUGAGAAAAGCAAAUGAGUAUAUCAGGAGUGAUGAGCUGAUGCUAAUAUCACCCAUGGGGGGAAAUCAGGCAGUACAAUCGGCCAGGAAGGAUCAUGUUCCCAUACAGCAACACAAUUACCGGAAAGAUAACAGUAGAAAGGAGGGCCAUCAGCAGAGAGGGGGAUAUCCGAAUAGACAACAGCCGGUAGGGGCUUAUCAGGUGUACACUCCCCUGAACACCGCCAGAGCCACCAUCUACGCAGUGAAUAAAUCGGCAGCGUGGAGAAAACCGUUACCGAUGGAUACCCCAGGUAACAAUAAGAACUUUUGUGCUUUUCAUAAUGAUCAUGGUCAUUACACGGAGCAUUGUAAAGAGCUCAAGGAUAACAUCGAAGAGCUGGUAAGAAGGGGAUACCUAUCCCAGUACAGGGUUCGACAGGAAGGCCAGGGAGGAAAUAAUAGACAGGGGAGUUCGCAUAGUCAUGCCCCAUAUACACCUACUCAGCCGGGGUAUUCACAGCCCACUGGUAGGAUUGAACAGGCACCACCAUCCCGGCAAGAAAUCCGGUCAUUACCGGAAACAAGCAAAGAUGGGGCCGAUAGGGGAAAAAGACCCACUGUCUGGGUGAUCUCUGGAGGGCCCGUGCAUGGAGGCACAGUUAGCGGGGCAAUAAGAAAUCUAGAGGAGCACCGGCACCUGGUGAGUUACCAUAGCGCAAGGAAAUGGCCGGAACCAACCCCCCUACCGGUCAUCACGUUCACUUCGGACGAUUGCGGCGGCAUAAUAUAUCCCCAUGAUGACCCGCUGGUACUGGAACUUGAGAUAGCAAACUUCCCCGUCAAGAGAUGCCUGAUUGAUGGAGGCAGCUCUGCGAACAUCAUAUUUUGGGAAGCUUUCACUCAGCUGAACAUAGAUCACGGAGAGUUAGCAAGGGUGAGCUAUCCCGUUAUCGGAUUCUCUGGGGCCAGCGUCUACCCAGAGGGCAGUAUCCGUUUACCGGUUCAAGUGGGCAGAGGAUCAUCAGUCAGGGACUUAAUGGUCGACUUUUUGGUGAUAAAAGUACCAGCAGCGUAUAACGUAAUAAUUGGUCGACCAUUUAUUCAUAACGCGCAGGCGGUGGUGUCCACGUAUCAUUUGACCAUGAUAUAUCUCUCAAAUCUCGAAAGAACAGAAAGGGUACAUGGCAGUCAGGAGACUGCCAGAUCGUGUUAUCUGACAGCGAUAAAGGCACCAGGAAGGAUGGUGCCGAAAACCAACCUUGCCCGAGAAGCAAACAUGCCAACCAAAAGAAAGAGAGGGGAUCUGAGCAUGGAAAAUUUUGAUGAAAGGCCUGUCUGCAUCCCAAGGCCGGCUGCAGAUGGAGAAACUCGGGAAAUUGAAUUGGUAGAGGGAGUUCCAGAAAGAACGGUACGAAUAGGCGCCGAUAUGGAGGCAGAUCAGCAGGUCAAUCUUAUCGGCCUGUUACGAGAACAUGCAGACGUCUUUGCCUUCUCUGCAGAUGAAAUGCCCGGUAUCAGCCCGGACAUUAUAGUGCAUCGUCUGAAUGUAGAUAAGUCAGUCAGGCCGGUAAAGCAAAAGAAGAGAAAUUUCUCCAAUGAAAAAAAUGCUGCAAUAAAAGAAGAAGUAGAAAAAUUGCUGGAAGCAGGGUUCAUAGAAGUUUGGUAUCACCAAGUCAGUUUGUGUAAGGCCGAUAGAAAGAAGGCCGCCUUCAUCACAGAUUCAGGGGUAUACAGCUAUAAGGCUAUGCCGUUUGGGCUGAAGAAUGCAGGAGCAACCUACCAGAAGUUGGUGGAUAGGGUAUUUGCUUCCCAGAAAGGGAGGAACGUAGAGGUAUAUGUGGAUGACUCAAUAGUUAAAAGCCGAUUGGCCAGCGACCACAUCGACGACUUGAGAGAAACUUUCGAAACUCUGAGGAGGUUCAGGAUGAAGUUAAAUCCCAAGAAAUGUGUAUUCGGGGUCCGAUCAGGAAAGUUCUUGGGUUUUCUAGUAAGCGAAAGGGGAAUCGAUGCCAAUCCAGAUAAGGUAGAUGCAAUUAUGAAUCUACCAGAACCCGGUUGCAUAAAAGACGUGCAAAAGUUAACAGGAAGAAUGGCCGCACUGACCCGGUUCAUUAGCAAAUCAGCAGACAGGUCGUUGCCCUUUUUCAACGUGUUAAAGCAAAACAAGAAAUUCAAAUGGGGAGAAACAGAAAAAGCAGCUUUUGAGGCACACACAGUGGCAGCAGUACUGAUCAUAGAGAAAGAUAAAACACAAAUACCGGUGUACUUUGUCAGUCACAUCCUGCAAGAAGCAGAAACGAGGUACUCCUUGAUAGAAAAGUUGGGGUUGGCAGUACUGAUUGCAGCCAGAAAGCUGAGACCUUACUUUGAUGCACACGGAAUCCAAGUCCUCACAAACUACCCACUGGAAAAAGCAAUGCAAAAAAUGGACACAUCAGGUAGACUCCUAAAAUGGGCGAUUGAACUAUCAGAGUUUCACAUGGAGUAUCGGCCCAGAAUGGCUAUAAAAGCCCAAGCGCUGUCUGACUUCAUAGUCGAAGCAUCAUACCAGGAGGAGGAAAUAAAGGAAGGAAAAUGGGAAGUAGCAGUAGACGGCUCUGUCACCAAAUCAGGUGCAGGAGCAGGGGUAAUAGUUACCUCACCAGAAGGAGAUCAGUUCGAAUAUGCUAUUAAGUUCUCUUUCCAGGCGUCAAACAACGAGGCAGAAUACGAAGCCGCAAUCGCUGGCAUACAGAUCUGCGCGACAGCUGGUGCUCGUAGGCUCACACUCACAACCGACUCACAGCUGGUAGCAAACCAGUUCUCAGGAGAAUAUGAAACGAAGGAAGAUUCCAUGAAACGAUACGCCGAAAAGCUUAAGCAGUCAGUGGCAUAG
Spinacia oleracea (spinach) is the source of this 3978-nucleotide messenger RNA. RefSeq lists its product as uncharacterized. NCBI's taxonomy places the organism in Eukaryota, Viridiplantae, Streptophyta, Magnoliopsida, Caryophyllales, Amaranthaceae. Bases 1 to 3978 code for a protein of 1325 amino acids. Gene Ontology annotation, molecular function: nucleic acid binding; RNA-DNA hybrid ribonuclease activity. The record is from RefSeq and is a predicted model, not a curated record. The transcript is spliced from 4 exons.